This is a messenger RNA of Camelina sativa (false flax), 783 nucleotides long. RefSeq names its product putative F-box protein At1g53550. The record is from RefSeq and is a predicted model, not a curated record. NCBI's taxonomy places the organism in Eukaryota, Viridiplantae, Streptophyta, Magnoliopsida, Brassicales, Brassicaceae.
AUGGGGCCAGUUGCUACCCUAAUCAAUCCAGCAACUGGAAAGUGUACAUGUUUACCCAGGUUUCCUUUUAAAGCUGGAACCUUUGAUUUUAGGGUGAAAACGAAAACGUACAUUGGUUUUGACCAGGAGGGUUUGAAAUUCAAAGUUUUGGGUUUGUCGAUUGGUGAAGAGGGGGAAGCUAAUACAUACCAAAUUCUGAGUCUUGAUCUUGAUGUUGAGUCUUGGAAGUGGAGAGAGGUGAAUUGCCCUAUUGAACAUUCAGUACCAGUGAUAUGUGACACCAAUUCGAUUUGUAUCAAUGGGAAUCUGUAUUACACAGGCCGCCUGCCCAAUAGAGAGGCUGCGGUGAUCCAGUUCGAUUUGGCUACUGAAUCUUUUUCCUCAUCAAAUCCCAUACCCGAGAAGCCAAGAUUGGGCAUGGACAUGUAUAGCUGGGAGUCAGGGUUACUUAACGUGGAUGGAAAGGUUGGUGUUUCUGUAGCUCUGCCACAUCAUAAGUCCCGCCUGUGGGUUCUUGAAGACCCAGUGAACAACAAGUGGUCGAGCAUCAUUGUGUCCACUCCCCUCUCCAUCCUCGGGCCAUCCACAUUUGUCAACCGCAUAAUUUUCCAGGGUUUCACAAGAAAGGGGCUCUCUAUCUUCUCACAAGGGCAAGGACCAACUCUAUGUCUCUAUUACCACAACAAGGAGACAGAGGAAGUUCAUACUGAUCAUAUAGCAAGAGCCUACAUGUGGCAAAUGUUCACUUUCUGGAAUUAUGUUCACACUUUCAUGUUUGCUUAG